Molecule: messenger RNA, 483 nt
Organism: Paracoccidioides brasiliensis Pb18
Exons: 2
Coding region: 1-483 (160 amino acids)
Source: RefSeq, a predicted model, not a curated record
AUGUCAGACUCAGGCGCGACUGUUGCCUGGAUCGAACAGUCGCUUGUCAAGGCUGGCGAUUUCGUUCAGCAUAUCCCAGGACUCAAUCAGGGAGCUCAAGGAGGAGCAGGCCCCCACAGCGGCUUCGGCGCUGCAGGUUAUAAAGCUUGUCACUCGACUCAGCCCGCCAUGGCAAGGACGAAUAAUGUGGAAGAUGUGUGGGUCAACACACCCGGCGAGUAUAGUUUUCAAUCUUGUGUUCAAAGGAUAAGUGGAGCAAUAACGCCUAAUCUGCAUCAAGGCAACCAUCGUUGUCAUCGGAAAACGGCGCGCGAGGCAACGAAAGAGGACCCGACCACAGGCUCCUCGAAUGAGCUCCCCCCCUCCUGUGAUAGGCAUCUGGAGGCCCCGGUUCUCCAUUGCAACGGUUGUUUGAGACGACCACUCGUUACCAGCCUUGCUGAGACUCAGGAUAACUCAGCUAUUCACGUGUCUAAGAUGUGA